Hirundo rustica (Barn swallow) is the source of this 562-nucleotide messenger RNA. RefSeq names its product tyrosine-protein phosphatase non-receptor type 18-like. Bases 144 to 458 code for a protein of 104 amino acids. The transcript has 5 exons. NCBI's taxonomy places the organism in Eukaryota, Metazoa, Chordata, Aves, Passeriformes, Hirundinidae. The record is from RefSeq and is a predicted model, not a curated record.
GGUCACCUGUGGGGAGGGACGCCCGUCAACGCUGGGACAGACUGCCACCACCCUUGUACCAAGACGCCGUGGCCCGCCGCGCUCUGCGGCCCGCGCUGCUCAGGAGCGUUUCGGUGCCGGCCGAGCCCCCCGCGCCCCCCUCCAUGGACGUCACCUACGCCGUGGUCAACAAGCCCCGCCGGGGGGGCGUGGCCGCGGGGAGAGGCCCCUCCCCCUUGGGCGGUGACCACGCCUCCUUCGGACGAGACUCCGCCCCCUCGGGCACGUGCUCGCUGCCGGGCAGCCCCGUGCGCCGCCCCUCCCCCAGCCCGGCAGGUUCCCCCAGACCCACUGAUGGCGCCUACGAGGUCGUGACCCCCCCCGCGGACCCCAGCAGCGGCCCCACCCUCGGGUUUAACUUCCGCAUCGGGAAGCCCAAGGGGCCGCGGGACCCCCCGGCCGAGUGGUCCCAGGUAUGAGGGGGGGCGAACCCCAGAGCCCCCCCAUAGAGGAGAACCCGGCCGCUCCUCCCAGAGCCUGACAUACAGAAAAAAACAUUUAUUAUAACAAAUAAAAAAACGAU